AUGCUCGAUAUCAAUAUAGACUUUAAACGUCACAAAUGGGCGAUAAUAUACUGUUCAAUAUCCGCCAUAGGGGCCUUUGUCUUUGGGUAUGAUAACACCUAUUACAGUGGAAUCCUCGGCAUGCAGGAGUUCAAGAAUGACUACGGUAGUCAAUAUGAGAAUGGUCAAAAGGCACUUGCAACCAGCUUCACUUCCCUUACAACUUCCAGUAUUUACAUUGGCGACAUGGUUGGUGCCUUUCUCGCUGGACCGUUGAACGAUCGUUUCGGCCGUAGAAUUGUUCUUUGGAUCGCUUCGUUUCUCGUUCUAGCAGGUGGUAUUACACAAACUGCGGAUACUCAUAUCGAGGGGGUCAUUGUGUUGGGUCGAAUUCUCAUUGGCCUUGGGGUUGCUAGUAGCAUGGGAGAGGUGGCGCCUAUUGAGAUCCGCAGCCCGGCACUCUACAUGUACCAGUUCAUCCAAUCCUGCUCGCAACUAGUCGCUUCCGGCACCACGCAAGGCACGAAUGAAAUCAAGUCAUCUCUUUCAUACAAACUACCAAUGGGCGGUCUUGUCAUUCUACCUCUUGUGGCAUUUGCGCUUUUGCCAUUUAUCCCGGAGAGUCCGACCUGGUAUGUGUUCCGGGGAAGACGACACGAGGCCGAAACCGCGCUCCGAAAGAUUCACCAAAACAAUCCGACAUAUGACCCAUCUGCCGAUAUCACCCUACUGGAACGGGCAAGAGAAUAUGACAAUGAACAGGCAAAGGCAUCAUCAUGGAAGUCAUUGAUCUGCGAUCCCGUCGAGCGCAAAAAAUUGAUUUGGGCCGCAGGUGGGAUCAAAUUUGUGGUAUCAUCUUUUUUUUACAACUAUGGGGUGGUUUUUGCGCAGGAAAUUGGUGUCUCCCAGCCAUUCACCAUCACCCUUAUCACGAUGAUUCUGCAAAUAUUCGCGGUCGCGGCCUCGGUGCUUACGGCGAACAAGCUCAGACGACGAACAAAUCUCCUCAUCAGCACCGGGUUGAUCUUCAUGUCCUUCAUCGUGAUCGGGGGUAUCGGUACGCAAAAGGAGCUUUCGACGGCAUCGAAAUACGUUAUUGUGAUUUUCUCCUACGUCGUGAUCUGCGCAUACAAUUUCGGUCAGGGGCCCUUGACAUACGCUAUUACACGUGAAUUAUCCGUUGGGGUUAAUCAAAAUAAGAUCAUUUCGAUCUCGAUUGUUGCUCUUUACUUCUUCUUGUGGGUCAUUUCUUUCACGGCACCAUACCUUUACUAUGACGCCGGGCUUGGGCCAAUGGUCGGUUUCGUUUACGCUGCGACAACUCUCACUUCGCUUGCUUGGGUUUGGUUUUGUGUUGGAGAGACUCAAGAGAGAACACAGGUGGAGAUUGCUACAUUCUUUGAGGAGGGUAUUCCGGCUCGUCAAUGGCAAAAUCAUGUCUUCGCUGAUAAUCGGGGGCAGGAGAAAGCUUUGAGAAGCCAGGAUGGAAGGAAAAUGACCAUGUAA
Messenger RNA from Penicillium cosmopolitanum, 1485 nucleotides. RefSeq lists its product as uncharacterized. The coding region runs from base 1 to 1485 and encodes 494 amino acids. Gene Ontology annotation, molecular function: carbohydrate:proton symporter activity. NCBI's taxonomy places the organism in Eukaryota, Fungi, Ascomycota, Eurotiomycetes, Eurotiales, Aspergillaceae. Gene Ontology annotation, cellular component: membrane. The transcript has 3 exons. The record is from RefSeq and is a predicted model, not a curated record. Gene Ontology annotation, biological process: transmembrane transport; carbohydrate transport.